Messenger RNA from Cyprinus carpio (common carp), 4042 nucleotides. RefSeq names its product E3 SUMO-protein ligase ZBED1-like. Bases 2022 to 3218 code for a protein of 398 amino acids. The transcript is spliced from 2 exons. The record is from RefSeq and is a predicted model, not a curated record. NCBI's taxonomy places the organism in Eukaryota, Metazoa, Chordata, Actinopteri, Cypriniformes, Cyprinidae.
GAUACGGAGAUGUCGAUCCGGGAGGACGUGGUGGAGCCAGAGCGACAGAGGACUGAGGUGGCGCCAAGGGGAUGAAGGACCCUUACGGAGCUGGAGGGACGGCAGUACAAGGCAAAGCCAGAAGAGUGGAAUCCCAAGGAGCAGGAUGGUCAACGCCAGACCAAGGCAGAGCCGGAGGGACGAGGGAGCCAGGCGGCGCUUGUGGACUGCCGGGCCAAGACGGAGAGGAGGGAUCUAGGACCCAUGGUGGAGCUGAUGGGUCAACGGACUGAGGCAGAGUCCAGACCUCAGAGGCUGGAGGCGGAGGUGAAGGAGACUCCGACCAUGGCGACACUGGAUGAUGGCAGUCCUGCAGGGCUCGCACCACAUAGAUGGUGGGUUGAGGGCGAGCUGAGGGGCUGCCAGAUGAUAGCGGAGGAGAAGGCAGAAGCGUGGGUGCAUUUUCGAGGAGCAGGCACUGGAGGGCACAUUCAAGGAGCAGGCACUGGAGGACACAUUCUAGGAGCAGGCACUGGAGAAUCGGAAGCUCCCUCAGGGCUGGACGAGGGAACCAUGGACGAAGGAGGGCUGGAAAGGACCAGUGGAGACAACGGAGAGAGGAGAGGAGACAGUUCGAUCUCCAGAUCAGAUUCCCAGUCAAAGAGAUCCUCCUCCUCAUUUUGGCCCUUUUAUCGCGCCAUAGUUAGCUCACCCUUAGCCACGGUGCAGGGGGCAGAGCUCCUCUCCGCGGCACUCUCCUUCAUCGCAUGCGCUGUUGCUGGCUCACACACCAUAACUGACAUCUUCUGCAGCACUGGCUCCACGGCGAUCCUCAGUCCUGUCGCUCCAUGCAGCGAUGGCACUAGUCGGUCACGGCGGGCUCUGGCUCUCUGUCAGCAAUGGGCUUGGCCAUGUGCUCCGUGCAUCGGGGAGAUGGUGGGCUGGGCUCUGGGUCAGGAGUGGUACUGGUAAUUAAUCCCUGGGAACCGGCAGGGAACAGAGAUCCAUUUCUCACUAGUGUCCACUACACAAAGGCAGUGAAUACCGCUCGAGGGCCAUCUUCGGAUGGAAAAGUGGUGAGAUGGGCCACAGCCAGAAACAGUCUGGUAUGACCCUCAAGCAAAUUUUCCCCCUGCUCCAGCAGGAGGAGGAUGAAUGGUGGGCGAAGGAAGGGAUCCAUGAGGGCACAACAGAAAGAAAAACACUGAUAGAAAAAUCACGGAAACAAAACGGAGGGGAGACACGCAAUUUAAACUGUUUAAGGUCGGAGAUUCUGUCACACUUAGCCUAAAUUCAAGGAGCGAGGAACAAGGAAACCUGGAAUGCAGAAACAAUCUUCUUUUAAUUAAAAUUAUCCACAGGAAUAUACGGGGCAGACAGGAGCUCAGGAAACACACAGGUAGACAUACAAUCUCCAACAAAAACAAACUGAAAGGACUAGGGCUCAUAAACACAAGAUAAUUGGGGAAACACAGGUGCAUGGAAUGAUUAAUUAAAGGGAACAUGGCACAACUGGGAAGGAAAAAACACAACACAAAGAGUCCAGUAUGUAUGUUUAUUAUUAGGGGUGUCAACAAUAAUCGAUUCGGCGAUGCAUCGCGAUGCGGGGCAUGACCGAUUCAGCAUCGAUGCGGCAAAGUGCCACAAUCGAUUAUGUCACUGUUUAUUUUCUGGCGGACAAUAAAGUUGUAAAGUUUCAAAUACUUCCGGUUCCGGGGAAAUAACAACAACAACAAGCAAGAUGGCUGAGGCGGAGGGAGAUGACUGCGAUAGACGGGUUAUUAAAAAUGCGCCCAAAGCUUGGAAAGCAGACAUCUGGGCACAUUUCGGAUUUUAUGAAGUAAAUGGGAAACUAGAUAAGUCUUACAACAACAACAACAACACAAAAAGUCGACACAUCCCAGCCAAGAAUUGAAGAGUCGCUAGUGUCAACAUUGCCACACAACUCCGAGAGAGCAAAGAGGAUCACACGAUCGGUGGCAUGUUUUAUAGCGAAGGAUCUACGACCCUAUUCUGUGGUAGAAAAUGCGGGGUUUCGCCACAUGCUUAAAACAAUUGAGCCCCGGUAUAAGCUACCGACAAGAGCUACCUUCACUGAUUCCGCGCUUCCCGCAUUGUACAAAGAAACCAAAGCAAAGGUAAUGGAAUCAACGUGUAAAGCCAGACGUGUAGCCAUUACAAGUGACGCCUGGACUUCAGUCGCAACAGAGUCUUAUGUAACCAUAACAUCACAUUAUAUUAGCGAGGAUUGGAAGAUUGUAUCACAUGUGCUGCAGACGAGAGCAGUUUAUGAGAGCCACACUGGUGCUCAUAUGGCAAGGCUACUCUUGGAUGUUGUGGAGGAAUGGCAGCUUACAGAUAAAAGUGUUGUGCUGGUGACGGACAACGCCGCUAAUAUGAUUAGUGCUGCUGAAAUUGGGAAGUUCCCUCAUGUAAAAUGCUUUGUGCAUACGUUGAACCUCGCUGCGCAGCGGGCGCUUAAGCUACUGGCGGUCUCCAGGCUUCUGGGCAGAGUCCGCCGUAUCUCAGUAUACUUCCACCGCAGCACAAAGGCAAAGCACCUGUUUGAAGAAAACCAGAGAGUUGUUCUUAAACUGACAAGUCCACUUAAAGUGAUAACAGAUGUCGCCACAAGGUGGAAUAGUGCUCAUGAUAUGAUGGAGAGGUUUUUGCAACUGCAAGCUGCAGUGCAUGCCACCCUGCUGUCGCCUGCCCUAAAUGUAGAUGAAAGUGACAUCGUCACUCUCAGCAGAGCCAAUCUGGCUAAUGUGGAGGAAGUAGUGAAGACAUUAAAACCAGUGAAGGAUGCCACUGUGUUUAUGUCAGAGGAGAGCAGUCCUACAGUCAGCCUAAUUGCACCAGUAUAUGCCCAACUCCUCCAGAGCAUGUCCGACAAUAUUGGAGACCAACCACUGAUCCGUGAUGUGAAGAAUGCCAUCAAAACAGAUCUCCUUAAGAGGUACAAAAGUGAGGCAGAGAAAAAGAUCCUUCAUACAUCCUCUGCCCUGGAUCCUCGUUUUAAGGGGUUACCUUUCCUGACAGAGGAGGAGAGAUUGGAUGUCUCCGCAGGAGUUACUUCAGAGGCUGCAUCCCUGGAGGAGUAUGAGAGAAAACAGAGAACAGAAGCAGAUGAAGCGCCUGGCAGAACAGGAAGUUCAGGAACCAAGGAAGAGUUGCUGUCCGUGGAUGACAAUGUGUCAGACUCAGCAGGCCCCUCCGCUCCCAAAAGAAGAGCCUAAUCACUGCUUUUAAGUUUGCUGGGACCUGCUUUCAUCAAUGACACCAGUGAACCUGCAGUACAAAGUAAGACCGCCGAUGCCAGUGCUGAGGAGGAAAUGGACUUGUAUUGUAGAUCCCCAGCUGUGCCUCUCUCUGAGGAUCCCUUGGACUGGUGGCAUCGCCAUAAGGGCACAUUUCCUCUCCUCUCUAGGUUAGCAAAGAGAUACAUGUGCAACCCCGGGACAAGUGUGUCAGCAGAGAGAGUCUUCUCCACUGCAGGAGAUGUUAUCACUGCAAAAAGAAGCGCUCUCAAACCGGACCAUGUCGAUCAGCUUGUGUUUUUGCACAAGAACCUUGAAAUUCCCAAAUGCUAAACAGUGAGAAGUUAUGAUGUAGGCUUAGGUUAAACUAUACAUUUCCUCACUCUGAAACGGAUUGUUGAUGAUGGUAAUGUUGAACUCAGAUUGAAGAAGUUGUUUGUUUGCACAAAUUUGGUAGAAGGCUAAGCCUACACACUUUAUUUUUGGUUUACAUUACUGUAUUUCACAUCUUAAUAUUUUAUUUUAUGCAGCUGAUGUGAUGGUAGGAUCAGGACAGGCAUAUAAUUGUCAUUGUCUUAAAGCUGCUAAGCUGCUGUUUUGUUGAGAAUAGUUUGCACUUUACUUUACUACUUGAAAAAAGUUUCACAGUAAUAAGUGGUUACUGUGUGUUGUUGCACUGAAUAUUUUUAUUCCUGGGUGGUCGUUGUUAAAAUAGUGUUACUUAUUAUUUUAAUAUUUGCACAGGACUUCAGGAAGUGCCCUGUCUUAGAGCUGCUAUUUUAUUGUGUGUUAAAAAAAAAAAA